Messenger RNA from Bacillus rossius redtenbacheri, 1880 nucleotides. It is a transcript of the gene noi, whose product is annotated as splicing factor 3A subunit 3. NCBI's taxonomy places the organism in Eukaryota, Metazoa, Arthropoda, Insecta, Phasmatodea, Bacillidae. Gene Ontology annotation, molecular function: zinc ion binding; RNA binding. The transcript is spliced from 12 exons. The record is from RefSeq and is a predicted model, not a curated record. Bases 154 to 1656 code for a protein of 500 amino acids. Gene Ontology annotation, cellular component: spliceosomal complex; nucleus. Gene Ontology annotation, biological process: mRNA splicing, via spliceosome.
AAUCUAAUAGUAAAAAAAAAUAGUAUUCAAUAGUUGACACUGACAAUGUUUACUAGUUAAAGAAUGGCGUGUGCUGCUUUCAUAGGAAGUAAACACAAGUAAAUUUGUAAGCUGGUUCUUAAUUUUAUUUACACCUGUAAUAAUUUUGCUAAGAUGGAAACUAUUCUAGAGCAACAACGUAGAUAUCAUGAAGAAAGGGAGAGGCUUAUGGAUGCAAUGGUCAAAGAAAUGCUUCACAAGAAAACAGGCUAUCGUGAAGUUAUAAACUCUGAUCAGCGUUUGAAAAUAUUACUUGAUCACUACAUGGACAGCACAAACAACUUGAGAGAGUUGUACGAGGACAAAGAUGGCGUGAGGAAGGAAGAAGUGGCGGCGUUGUCCGGCCCGAAUGAGUUCGCAGAGUUCUACAUGCGACUGAAGGCCAUCAAGGAUUUUUACAGACGUCUGCCGAACGAGGUGAGCGUUCCCAUGUCUAUUGAGUUUGAAGAACUAGCCAAACUGCGAGAAAACCCAACAGAGGAACAAGCAAAUAUGGUGGAGUUCACUGACGAGGAAGGUUAUGGCAAAUACCUCGACCUCCAUGAAUGUUACGUGAAAUACAUCAAUCUUAAGGGAGUCGAGAAAGUGGACUACAUCACGUACCUGACGACAUUCGACCACCUGUUCGACCUCCCGAAGGACCGCAAGAACUCCGAGUACCGCAAGUACCUGGAGAGCCUGCUGGACUACCUGCAGGGAUACCUGCAGCGCAUCAAGCCCUUGCUGGACCUGAGCGGCGAGGUGGAGACGGCCCGGCGCGGCUUCCUGCAGCAGUGGGACGCCGGCACCUUCCCGGGCUGGCCGAAAGAAGCGGGCAGCGCGCUGACCCACGUGGGGGCUCACCUCGACCUGUCGGCAUUCUCGUCGUGGGAGGAGCUGGCGUCCCUGGGGCUGGACCGGCUCAAGUCCGCCCUCAUGGCCUUGGGGCUCAAGUGCGGGGGGACUCUGGAGGAGAGAGCCCAGCGCCUGUUCAGCACCAAGGGCAAGAAGUCCCUGGACCCUUCGCUGUUCACCAAGAACAAGCCCGGGAAGGUCGGGCGCGGCAAGGACGCGGAACGACAGAAGGACAUCGCCUUCCUGGAAGCACAGGUGUACAGAUUCACGGAGCUGGUGUCGGAGCAGCGCAACGCGACCAAGGAGAACGUGCAGCGAAAGCAAGCCCGCACGGAAGGGGAGAGGGACGACUCUGACGGCGACGCGAGCGCGAGCGAGUCGGACGAAGAGGAUGACUCCGACGUGCCGUACAACCCCAAGAACUUGCCCCUCGGUUGGGACGGGAAGCCCAUUCCAUAUUGGCUGUACAAACUUCAUGGACUGAAUAUAAGUUACAACUGCGAGAUAUGUGGAAACUUCACCUACAAAGGACCCAAGGCUUUUCAGAGGCACUUUGCUGAAUGGCGACAUGCUCACGGUAUGCGUUGCCUCGGCAUUCCCAACACUGCCCAUUUUGCGAAUGUCACCCAGAUAGAAGAUGCUCUAGCUUUGUGGGAGAAGCUCAAGUCGCAGAAGCAGAGCGAGCGCUGGCAGCCGGAGCAAGAGGAGGAGUACGAGGACUCGCUGGGGAACGUCGUCAACAAGAAGACCUACGAGGAUCUGAAGAGACAAGGGCUCCUCUAGAGCGGGCUGCAUCGCAAGAUGGCAGUCAUUUGUCUCGUCUGAGUUUUUUUUAUUACUGUGACUUUGUAUCUUGUUCUCAGUCUGUGUAUCCCAAUAUGUUUAGUAAUUGAUGUCAAUGUAAAUGUCAGACUUAUGUUUUCUGCCAGGAUUUUUUUUUUUUCCGAAAUUUUUCAGAUUUUUUGUAUACUGGUAACAGAAAAUAUAAACAUAAUUGAACUGUGUAA